This is a messenger RNA of Colossoma macropomum (tambaqui), 3681 nucleotides long. RefSeq names its product solute carrier family 25 member 14 (gene slc25a14). Bases 171 to 1031 code for a protein of 286 amino acids. Lineage: Eukaryota; Metazoa; Chordata; Actinopteri; Characiformes; Serrasalmidae. Gene Ontology annotation, cellular component: mitochondrial membrane. The record is from RefSeq and is a predicted model, not a curated record. Gene Ontology annotation, biological process: mitochondrial transport. The transcript has 9 exons.
CCGAAUCGAGGGAAAAUGAAACGGAACUCCGGAGCUCGCCAAGUUUUCUCGUGGUAAGUGAAGAAAUUCGCCUUGUGACCGGGACGAUGGAGUCAAAGAUAAAAUAACGGAGAACACCUCGUCGCUCCGAGUCAGUGGGCCUCCAGCAAGCUGAGGGCACCGCGACGGAAAUGGCAAACCUGAACUGGAAACCGUUCGUCUACGGGGGGAUGGCCUCAAUCGUCGCCGAAUUUGGUACCUUCCCCAUUGAUUUGACGAAGACGCGGUUGCAGGUCCAAGGCCAGUCCCAGUGCAUGGAGGUCCGCUACAGGGGCAUGUUCCAUGCCUUGCUCAGGAUUGGACGGGAAGAGGGUAUCCGGGCGCUGUACUCUGGGAUUUCACCCGCACUCCUAAGGCAAGCUUCAUAUGGGACAAUAAAGAUUGGCACGUACAACACACUGAAGAAAUUAUUUGUGAGCCGUCCUGAAGAUGAGACCAUGGUAAUCAAUGUGUUCUGUGGUGUGGUGUCUGGAGUUUUGUCCUCUACCUUAGCUAACCCCACAGAUGUGCUAAAGAUUCGUAUGCAGGCUCAGGGCAGUCUGCUACAGGGCAGCAUGAUGGCCAACUUCAUUAACAUCUACCAGACAGAGGGCACCAGAGGGUUGUGGAGGGGUGUUAUUCCCACAGCACAGAGGGCAGCCAUUGUGGUUGGUGUAGAGCUGCCAGUGUAUGAUAUCACAAAGAAGCACUUGAUUCACUCCGGCCUUAUGGGAGACACUGUUUUGACUCAUUUCAUUUCCAGUUUUGCUUGUGGCCUGGCGGGGGCACUAGCCUCUAAUCCUGUAGAUGUGGUGAGGACUCGGAUGAUGAACCAGCGUGUGCUGUCUGGGAACUUCCUGUACAAAGGCACACUGGAUGGACUCAUGCAGACUUGGAGAAAUGAAGGCUUCUUCGCCCUCUACAAGGGCUUCUGGCCCAACUGGCUGCGCUUGGGACCCUGGAACAUCAUUUUCUUCAUCACCUUUGAGCAGCUGAAGAAGCUUCCGUUAUAGCUGAACCAGUGACACUCCACAGGCUAAAAGUGUGUGUGUGUGUGUGUGUGUGUGGAGGGGCAAGGGAACACAUUGCACCUCUCCUGCCUUUGUCCUUCCUCGAGCAUCCCUCCUCUGUCACUCCCUUUAUGUGCAUGCUUGUUUAAGUGUUUUUCUUUUUGGUUUCAUAAAUACUUUUUUUUCCCCAUAAAACCUUUUUAAUGAGUCCAUUUUGCACCUAAGCCUUGUUUUUUUUUUUUGUUUUUUUUCCCCCCCUCUCUCUCCUGGCAGCUAAAUGUUAGGUCAUCGCUCAGAGCACAAACCUUGUUUUAGCCUUGGAAAUGCUAUGUCAGCUAGUAACCACGUUUGAACUAAUUUGAAAAGAAAAGUCAAAAGGAGAUAAAAAGGAGACUUAUUUAGAGUCUCAGAGUGUUCAUACUAGCUAAUUGACCUAACUUUACUGAAUUUUCCCAGCAAGUCCCUCAUUUUCGUUGUGGGGGCAUAACUAGCACUGGUGGCUUCCAUUUAGCCAACAGAACAUGGCUAGUGUCUAGGUGAAUAGCAGAGAUAUGUGAAAUGCUUUUAAGGCAAUUAUACUCCUAUUUAGUCUGAUUUGUUUAAAUGAACAGUGUAUCCUGCCCAGAUCAGAUCGCCUGAGCACUUUCAUGUGGCCCUUUUUUUGCUUCAAGUGAAAUGCAAAAUCGUCUCUUUUCUUCAGGCGCUCUCUCAUACUUAAACAUCGCUUGAUGCAUCUUGUGUUUUGUGUAGUGGCCUCAGUAAAACUUCAGUCUAGUCAGUAAGAGGAAGCUUUUCUCUAGAACAUGCAGGGUCCUCGCUGUCUUCAGUACGUUCACACCUGCACCGGUGGGUGCAAAUGUAUGGCUGUUUUGUAUACGGGCAAGAACACAUGAAUCUGAAUGGGUAGAAUAUUUUGAUAGGAGUGAUAAACUGUAUAUAAUUCUGUUGCACAUUAGAAUGUUUGAGUUUUUCUUUUAAAGUUGUUUUUUUUUUUUUUUUUAAUUGAACAACUCCAUGAUAGAUGUAUGUAGCGUUGGAGCGCUGGUCUCAUUGCCAAAGUGUACUGUACAGAACUGCACUGUUGUGAAUGAGCUUUCAAAUGAUCUUUAGGAUGGUACUGUUACAUAUUGUACACUCUCUGGUCAUAAUGAUUUCAUGGUCAGUCCUUUGUACUUGAUUUGAAUCCUGCUUUUAAUAUGCCUUUGCAUUCUGCAUAUGCCUCUUGGUCACUGGUUACCGGAUGUGAAAGGAGCUACACUUAAGACUGAACCAGCAAUAUGGAUUUUGCUUCCUGAAUCUGUUAUUGUAGAUAUUAUGAGCUAAACUGCUUCAUUGUACCUGAAAAAUCAUUUCUCAUGUAUUGAUCAUGACAGCUUUUGAAACGCCAAUUUGGAAACGGUUUGGUGAGCCACGGUGCCGUUAUAAAAGCUAUUUUUAAUAUUUAUAACUAAUUCUGAAAAUGUUUUAAUGCUCAUUAAGUGAAAUCUAGGCAUACAAAUCACACUGUAGCUCCUUUCAAGAGUAACAGCCAAUUUGUCAUCUUACUUUGUCACACUGAUAAGAGCUAAGAUUUGUCAUGUCUUGUGUUUUCUUUGGACUCGCCUCAGUAUGUUAAGGUUAUACGAUCUUUGAAGGCCUGGAUUAUUUCACAGUUUUUCUUUUUUGUACUCUUGCCUCUACUGUCUCCUCUGUCUUUUGGCUGCUUCUUUCCUCUUCCUAAGCAUGAUGCAUGCUGCUUUGUUCCACACUUUUCUGCCAUUGUAAAAUGCCUAUUUCCAUGUGCUGCCAAGACCAAGAAACAGAUACACCCAUGUGCCACUUCACACUUUUCUCUUGUAGAUUUCCAACAGCAUUACUUUAUAUUAUUUUUCCCUUUUAUUGUCCUCUCAUUUGUUCCAUUUUUAAGUUCCUGAUUAUGGAAUUUCCUUGACCUUAGCUAGCAUAUAGUCUCUUUUUCAUCGUUUUUCAGAACCAAAGGACUUUUUAUUUAUUUUAUGUUCAAUUUAAGGUAAUGUAUGUGAUUGCAUACAUUUAAUUGCUAAUGUAUAAACUGAUUUGGUGUGUGACCAUGGGGUUUUGGGUUGUAUAAAAGUAAGACACCUCUCCAUGAUCUCUAAAUCUUACAUUAUUGUAGAUCUUUGAAAAAGACACUAGACUGGAGAUUAUUGAAAUUAUAUAGACAUAUUGGCUUUAUGUAAUAUAUUUUAAAUUAUACUUUGGUGGAUAAAUUCUUUCUGCAUAUGGAGAACGAGAAUGCAAAGAGGAUCUUGAAUGAAAAUGGUGCUUUGGAAUCUGCAUGGAGAAUGUGGAUUUAGGUUGACAAAAGCUAAAUUUAUAUCAAUCAUAUAAUGACUUUAGCCUCCAACAUGGUUUCCAUGCUUCCCUUCAUCAUCAUCAGUGCACUUUCCAUAUGCUGUGACUUCUAUCAUAACUAUUUGCUGGAUUACUGCUCUGCUCACUCUCAGUCAACUGACUUGCCAAGUUCUCUCACCUUUGAUAGUUCUCAGCUAUGAUGGUGAACAUGCAAUCGUAAUGUAAAAUAACUCGUUGCUUGAUGAUGAACCGUAUGAAACUUGGCUAUAUUCUGUGGCUGUUUUUGCUUUGUAUGACAUAAAUGUGCACCUGACAAUAAAACAAGUUUCCUGAUGGUUGA